GAGGGCGAGAUUUAUGCGCUGCAUUAUUGCCGCUCUCCUCCCCCCUCAAAGCAAGAUGGACUCUCUGCGCUCUCUCUCUCUCUCCGUGACUCUCGCUCGCUCGCUCUCCGCUCCUCUCCCCGUCUCCCUGUGUCUUGUCAGCCUUCGAGAUCGACAUUUUGUAACUAAGAUGCAAACUUGAUGGGGACCGGCGGCGGGCUGGGGGUGCCGCCGUGGGGGCUGAGCCGCGGCGAACCCCGGCUGGCGGCAGCCUCGCUCCAUAUUUAAUACCUUUCCUUCCCACCCCACCCCGCAGCCCGGGUUCCGCUGGCCCUACACUUCGCACGGGCGGCGGCCUGGGCCCCCGUGCCCGGGGCCGCGGGCACUGCCCGAAGCCAUCGCUCGCGAGCUCCGGUACCUGCGGCCGCCCGGUGCUGCCCGGUGCUGCCCGCUGCACCCGUGCGCAACUUUCCGCCUCGCCCCUCGUUCCUGUGUGGCGAUGAUCUCGCGUGGGGCGACCCUGCUCGUGCUGCUCGCAUAGGUGUGCGUGCACCCGAACGGCCGCCGGGCAGAGGGAGGAAGAAUAACCCACCCUGCUGCUGCUGCUGCUGCUGCUGCACGCGCGGCGACCUGCUCCCUGUGCCCUCCGCAGCCACGGUGCAUCUUUUGUUUGCGCCUUCCCGAGGCUUCCUGCUGCUGCCGUGUGGUGCUGGGAGCUCAGGUGGGGUGGGGCGAGGAGAAAGCUGCCCUCAAGUUUUGGGACCGCUCCUCUCGUCAGUGUCGCGGCGGGCUGUGAUAUUGUAAAAUGACGGUGUGCUGAUGGUGUGCUUUUAUUUGAUACUUUAUAGGUCACUAUCACAUGACAAAGGCUUUGAGACAGCUUCAUCUUCGUCUGUCUGUAAUUUCCACUUGCCUUCCUGGGUCACAGUAAUGAAAGGCAGUAGUAGGAAUAAGGAUCAUUCGACAGAAGGAGAAGGAACUGGGAAGCGACCAAAAAGAAAGUGUCUUCAGUGGCAUCCCCUGCUUGCCAAGAAACUCCUUGACUUUUCUGAAGAGGAGGAGGAAGAAGAGGAGGAGGAAGAUAUUGAUAAGGUGCCGCUCCUUGGCGCUGAUGGUUUAGAGCAGGAUGCUGAUGAAACCGAAGAUGACGAGUCCUCAGAGCAACGAGCUCGCCGACCAAUGAAUGCAUUUCUCUUGUUCUGCAAACGCCAUCGCUCUCUCGUGCGAAAAGAACACCCUCGCCUCGAUAACCGUGGCGCAACCAAGAUCUUGGCAGAUUGGUGGGCUGUUCUAGAUCCAAAAGAGAAGCAGAAAUACACUGACAUGGCCAAGGAGUACAAGGAUGCAUUUAUGAAGGCAAAUCCAGGGUACAAGUGGUGCCCCACAACAAACAAACCUGUGAAAACCCAGACAUCCACUGUUACAAGCAGGAAGAAGCUGUGGGCCUUCCCUUCAGACUCUGCAAAAGAUAUACCAAGCCCGAGGAAAGUGACAAAAAGUGAAGAAAUGCCACAGCUUAACUUUGGGAUGGCAGAUCCUACACAAAUGGGAGGCCUGAGUAUGCUGCUUUUAGCUGGGGAACAUGCCCUGACUGCACAAGAGGUUUCCUCAAAUACUUGCCAAUCUGAUGCGACUGAUUCUACGGAAGUGUGUCAGAAGUCAUCAUUGUUUCAGUUUGCAGAGAUCUCUUCAAGCACAUCACAGCCUGGAGUCCCAGGAGCUGUAAAACAAACUGAGGAGUCUGCAUUAUUUCAGUUUGCUGAGAUUUCAUCAAAUACUUCCCAGUUGUCAAGUCCUGAGCCAGUAAAGCACUGUGGGAAGUCGGCACUCUUCCAGUUGGCAGAGAUUUCUUCAAAUACAUCCCAUUCAGGUCCUGAUUUAACAAAGCAGUGUGGAACAUCAGCAUUAUUUCAACUGGCAGAGAUGUGCCUUGCUUCAGAAGGGGUAAAAGUGAAAGAACCUGGGAAAACAAAAGUGGAAGUAUCAGAAGAUGUGACAAGGGAAGUUCCAGAAAUGGAAGUGGAAGAACUGGAGAAGACAACAAUAAAAGACUCCUGUACAGGAAAAAUAGAACAAUCAGAGACAGAUCAAAACUGGGAUGAGACAAAAGCUGAGGAAUUAGAAACUGUAAAAUUCAGUGAUUUUACUAGUCUUAUAAAGGAUAGCAAUCCUUUUGAGAGAAAUGAUAACACAAAGGAUUACAUGUGCCGUUCUCCAGAGCUUUCAAUAGCUGAAAUGAGUAUCCUUGGGCUAGGCAAGCCCGAAAAGUUGAAGAAGAAGAAAAAGAAAAAUAAGUUGGACCGGCACACAAAUGAAAAAUCCACCCCCAAAAAGCCUUGUAAAAAGAGACAGUCCUCCGAGUCGGACAUUGAGAGUGUAAUGUAUACAAUUGAAGCCGUUGCAAAAGGAGAUUGGGGUGCUGAGAGACUUGAAGAAACUCCACGCAAAAAAGCCCGCCCAUCCUCGAAUGUGAAGGGAAGCAUGUUGGAUACAAAAUCACCAAAGAAAAAAGUGAAAUCUAAAGAGAAGAAGACGUCAAAGGAGAAACCCACUGAGACCACCAAAGAAUCGAAGCCUCCUGAUUUCCUUAGUAUUACAGCCAACAAGGAAGUACCCUGUGAGACUUCAGAUAACAUUAAAGUGGAACCACUGACCCCAACAGAGGAGGUGGUGCCCCAGAGCUUACCAGAACAGGUCAAAACUGAGGACAGUGACUGUGUUAAAAAAAUAGAAACCUGUGGCUCCAGGAAAUCAGAGAGAUCUUGCAAAGGUGCUCUUUAUAAAACUCUGGUGUCAGAGGGCAUGCUCACGUCUCUACGUGCUAACGUGGACAGAGGAAAAAGAAGCUCAGGAAAAGGCAACUCCUCAGAUCAUGAAGGAUGCUGGAAUGAAGAAAACUGGGCUUUUUCCCAAAGUGGGACAAGUGGGAACAAAAAACUGAAAAGGCCUAAGCCAAAGGAAGAAUUUGUUUUUGGCUUAGCAAAGUUGGAAGAAGAAUUUGAAAAGAAAUUCAACAGCCUCCCUCAAUACAGUCCUAUUACCUUUGACAGGAAAAAUUCAUCUGUUCCAAGGAAAAAGAGAAAGGUUGGAAGCGGCUCAUCUGAACAACCAAAAUCCAACAAAGGUUCAGUCCAGUCUAAGAGAAAGAACCUUUUCCCCAAAAUUGUCAGCAAAUAUAAGCACAAAAAGAAGAAGCUUAAUGUUCCGGACAAAGCCAUACUCUCAGAAGACAGAAAUCCCAGUGAGCUUGCCUGGAGGAAUAAAAUUUGUAUAUCUGCCCUAAACACUCCAGAGCCAGCAAUGAUGCAUGAGCCUUUAGUUGGCAGCCAGAAAAGGAAAGCAAGGAAAACUAAGAUCACUCAUCUUGUUCGAACAGCAGAUGGUAGAGUGUCACCAGCAGGAGGGACUCUGGAGGAAAAGCCAAAAGAUCUUCCGCAAAGUAGUCUUCAGAAAGCGUCAAGUGCAGAAACAGACUGCAACAGUGAAUGCUCCGGGAAUGCAGAGACACAAGAAAAUCAUAGUAUUACAUCAGAUAUGCCAGCAGUGUCUGCGUUUUUUAGCUUAGCUGCUCUGGCAGAGGUAGCAGCAAUGGAAAACGUACACAGAAAUCAGAGGGCCACGCCUCUCCCCCAUGAUGGACAGCCAAAUGAAAUGUCUCAGGCUCCAGUGCUUAUUUCCUGCGCUGACCAGUGAAGCUCCACUUUAUUGUAAAACAUUGUGCUUUACCUAAUAUCCUAGCCUUGUCUUUACCAAGGGAAGCUAGUCAGUCCAUGUGAUGGAAACUAUAGACUGCAAGCAAGUGCUUAUUGCUCUGAGUGGCCCAGAAUUCACUGGAAGCCAGACAUUAGCAACUUGGGCCAGGUCCUCAAAUCGGAACCCAGUAUGUAGGAGGGUGAUAUUAUUUGUCUAUUAAUGAACAGGAAUGGAAUGAUCCCAGAGCUUGCUUUCUAUUGAAGGCUUUUAAACAGUAAAUAGGUGGUUGAUAUGAAGAAGGCUGCCUUUACUGUUAGUUCACACAGCAUCUCUUUUACCAACCAGAGAGUAUGGCAACUAGUUUCAUAUAAUGCCUAGUUAAAUGAAAAUGAAAAAAAACAACAACAACAAAAACACUGACGCACUGCACUAGUUAUUAUUAGAUAUUCUUAGUCAUUUUUGUACAUGAAGAUUUAAGUUCUAAGAUGGUUUAUAUUAAUAGGUUAUGCCUACGUUUAUAUUGUAGAAUGAAUAUAAAACCUGUUCCAGAGAACUCAAGGCAGCCUGGACAGAUGUACCAUUGUUAGCGGUGUUUGGGCAGCCACGUGGUCCAGAUGUUCUGCACUUUUAUAUUUGCCACCAGAGUGGUAGAGUUUACUGGCAAAAAUUCUGACAGGCUAUGUUUGGGUUUUGUUUCUUUUUAAUUUAGCUUUGAAUAACCAGGAUGAUGUGCAUUAGAAAAAGGAGUGGUGUAUGGAAAAGAAAAAUACUGCAGAGAAUUGACUUGUCUUUCAUGCCUUGGAAGGUUCCUUUAUUUUUGCAUAGAUAUCUGAGUGACUUGGUGAAACUUUCCUGUAAACAAAAAGUACUGCAAAUAUGUUUUUCAAAAGUGACCUUAGUAUUAUUUCACCGUUCUGAAAAACCUAAAAGCAUGACUUUUCAAUAUACAUGUACACUGAUAAGCAUACCUUUUACAUUUUAAAGACACUGGCAUUGUUGUAGUUACUAUGCACAGAUGGCUUCAGAGUUUGUAUAAAGGGCCAAUUACAGUUUGUGUUGGUCAAGGGGAAGGUUUUAUGCAGAUAAACUACAACUGAAAAGUAAUGUUUGACUGAAUUCAGACGACCGCAGAUCCAUCUGCCAGCUUCUGUCUUUGCUUAUGUUGAAUUUUUGUGGUUUGCUGUCAUAAACACAUCCCAAAAAGCCAGGCCAAUUGUAUCACUUGGCCUGCUGUCUUCACUAUUUUGACUUAUACUAUUGUAUAACCAAGCAUUGAUUCCUACCAACAGAUGCAAAAUGAUCACUAGUAAUUAAUCUAAAGCUACAAAUUCAACAGGGUACUUCUUCAAUAGCACAAGAUGUUUCCCUAAUUUUUGCAUUGUAGCACAACAAUUUACCAAAUUGGACUCCAGCAAUAAUUUUAUAUUAGUCUUCGUCAUACUGGCUGAAUUUUUGAUAGUAUUAGAUUGAGUUUGAAGUUCUUUGAAUUAAGUCUUUAAAUGAUGCGAGUUUACAUCAUUCUAUCAGGCAUUCUUAUUUAUACUUGACUGAAUUGAUAAUAUGUUUUGGGGUUAUUUUGUAACUAAUUUGAUGUAAUAGCCAUAUGGACAGUAACUCUAUUAAUGCUUGCUAGGUUUAGCCUUUCAUUGUUGUAGCUAAGUGAAAGUCUUCGGUUCAUUGUUGGGAAACAAUAUAACAAGAUACCACACGAGUUGUAACAAAGGAUUAAAGGUUUGAGGUAGGGUAGUCAGCUUGGAAAGUCUCGCUAAAACAGCACCAUCAAAGAUGCAUGUGUUGGAAGAAGGGAACAACAACAAAAGAACAACAAAAUUUCAAAGCCAAUGAGUCAGUGAAAAGGCUUUUUAAAAAUUCAGGUGAAUAUAUGACUAAGAGCCCCUCAAAUGCCAUUGUAGCCUAUGGCAGUAUUUUUAAUAAGAUUUUAUUAAAGUUUUAUAAGUUAUUUUAACAAGACAGGAAAAACUAAAGACUUUAAACUGUUGGGUCACAGCAAGGUGGCUGUUGGAGUUUUGGACCACUUUAUAAUUAGCUGAAAUCCAAAUAUGUUACAGUGCAGGCCGUUCACCUUGACAAUGGUACUAACUUAUUUCUCUAGAAACCUUUAGAGUAGAUAUAUUUUUGUCAAAGCACCCCAUCCUUCCUCAAUUUAAAUUUCAAUAUUGUUCCUGAAGAUAUUUCUGUAUAUUAAUGGUACCUUUUUUAAAAGAAACAGAAAAUUACUUUUUUCUAUAUGAAUUAAUAUCUUACUUGAUCUGCUUUUCCUUGACUUUCCCUUAGAGAGGGGGUAGGGUUGGGUCAGUUUACUGGAUAUGACUGUUUUCAGAUACUUAUAAACCUUUUUGUAGAUAUGCUUAAUUUUUAAGCGAUUAGGCACUGAGAGUAGCAGAAAUCCUGCAAAGCUUUAUAGUUCACUAGGCAUUUGCCUUUGUUGGUUCUCCGAGUGACGUCUUGAUUUCAGUAGCUAGAGUUUUCCCUGGAUCUACUACAAGGGGUAUCAGUAUUUUCAGGUAACAAAGUCUGUUAGCACAACAAAAAUUUCAGACCAAUAUCUUACUGUAUUGGGGUUGGGUUUUUUUUUUCUUAUUUGUUUUGUUUUAAUUUUUAUUAAUUUCAGCUGCUUUUGUUUUGGGAAAAUCAUAUUGCUAUUGUGUGUACUUCAGUAUACCAGCAAACACUGUUACCUGUUAACACAUUGUCCACAAAUGCCUCUAGAAAAGAAAUUGUUGCACCUUAUGUAUAUCUCAAGCAAACCAAAAUAUGAUGCUUUUCUGCUUUGUUUAUUCUGAAUAUGUUGUAUCAUACUUUACUGAACCCAUUUUAACUUAGCUAAAGCUAUCAAUAUUUAUGCAUUUCACAUUAUUUUCUGGAUCUGAACCUGUGUAUAAAUCUUUCUUUAAAAAAAAAAAAAAGCAAUUACCUUAGUUGUUCUCUAUCACUUAUCCAUGGGAGUGGGGGAAUCUCAUCUCAAGUGUAAAAUGCAGUAAUGUCCCAGGUUUCCUUGGCUUUUAUUUAUUUAGUGAUCUUGGAUAUUUCAUAUGUAGUUUCAAGGUAUUCAGAAUAUAUUGUUGUAGCCAAAGCUACAGAUGUAAGCAGCUGGGAGGAAAAUACUGUAAUGUCUUCUUAAUUAUUCUAGUACUGUAUGCAAAUAUGGGAAGAACGUUCUGCAGAACAUUUGAGAUGUGGAUUCUUAUCCCCACAGUAGGUUAUUUUCCAGAUAUUAGACCAAAUCAAUGAAAAACAUCCAUGGAGAUCACUUAAUGCUCUGCUUAUGGCAGAAACUACCCCUUGAAUGUGCUGUGAUUUCAGAAAUAGAAUAUAUUUAUUUAAGAUGACUGAAUGCUCUUUUAUACUAAUACAGUAUCCCAAAGUCAUGAGCAAAAGAUUUCUUGUUAAUUUGGGUUUCUCUUUUAUAGCAUUGGUGCAUGACUUUUGAAAUUAAAUUGAUAAGCGUCGGUGUUGGAAAAGGGCACAGGAACAAGGGACAGACAGCAGCAUGUGAACUGGUGUUCAAAUUCCAGCGUUGUGCUUUACUGUUUGGGUGAAAGCUGCCUUUGUAGCAUAAGGCUGAAGAGUGCUCUGCAGUCUGUACCGAGCAGAAACCCAAGAGAGUUGUAACUUGCAUCAGAAUGAGGGAAUGCCUUAUAGUUUGGAUGCUAUCAUUCGGAACAGGAUAUUAAAUUGGAGCAGUUUAACUUUGCUGCCUGCUUAGCUACUGUACAGAUACUGGAACAGAUUGAAGGCUACAGUUGUAGACGUGGGACAGCUAAGAGCGGUUAAAAGGAAAGCUGGCCUUUGUUCUCAGUAUGGUGAAGUUGUGGCAACAAAGAGGAAUUAGGAAAAAAUAUAUAUGUGUGUGCGCGCGUGUGUGUACAUUCUGAAAAAAAAAAAUUGUAGGAAAGACAAAAACAUAAUGGGUGUACAAGAUCUUGUAAUGUAUGUUGGUCCUUUGAGUGCACUCCCUUUUUUUGAAUGCUGAGUCUAAUAUGGCUACCUCUCCUAAAAGACUACUUUUGUUCACUUCCAUUUGCUUUCAGGCUUGAUGGUUUAAUCUUUUCGGCCAUUGAUACCAUUUGUAUAUCGCUGUACGCUUUACUUCCCAAGAGCAACGUUUAUCUGACAACAUCGGGCUGAAUAUACAGUGGUAGCCAAACUGUGUUGCUGGAGCAUUUUUGUUGAACCUCUGCCGUAGUCAUAUGAGUUGUGGGAUAUGGGCCCGCUAGACUGGGUUGUGUAAGAGCAGGAAUUGCAGUGCUCAUCGGGUGGUGGACUUCAGAUAUUCCCAGUGGUCAUGCAGUAAGCCAAAUGCUGCUCUUGAAAUUUAUUCUGGAAUUUACGUUCGCUAUCCUGAUUUCACAAGGAAACAUAACUGUACAACUUUUGUGUCUUAUACCAUGCAUUAUUCAUCAGAUGCUGUUUGUUUGCCGUGCUUGUUUUCUAGAUUGUAGAGCUCGUAGGUAUCUUUGCCAUGUUUUGUACUAUCUGUGGCAUUCUUCUUACCUUGUACAUAUUAUGAAACUAUCAUCUAAAGCUGCCAGAACAUUGAGUCAUUUUCAGGACACUGAGAGAUGAGAAUGAGUGCGUUUAGGCUGUGAAAGAGUUUUUUUUGCCUCCUCUCCUGAAUUUCCCGAUAAAAAGGCACAGUGAGGUUUAUUCGCUCACCUAACUGCUAUUAUAGUCUUUUAUAUACUCAGUAUUUUCUACUGAAUUGACAGUUUUGAAGGAGCUUAUGAAGUGGAUUCGCAUUUUAUGUUCCCCCACUGAUUCUUCUGAGGCAGACAUCUAGGAAGAACUGACUUGAGACCUCCACUCAGCAACACACCUAAGUUUCUGCUAAACACCAUCCUUAUUUGAGGAGUAGCAUUGCUGUUUGCACUGUGACCGUGCAGGAGCCCUGACAACGGACCACUAUGCCCCUAGAGUUGAGCUUGGGCUUUUGUGAUGCUUCUGGAGGAGGCAUGUUAUUUUGACCUAGGGCCUUCGUUGACACAGAGUUUUAAAAACAAAUGCAAAUACCUUAAUGUUUUUUGAGUUCUUCCAAAGAAUUAUAUUGUAAUUUCUGGGUCUUGACUGUUAACUAAUAGCAGCAGACCCACAUUGUACUCUACUGGAAAAAGACACAUCUGCUGUCGCAAAAUACAGGCUAACUAACCAGGCUUCCGAAUACAGUGUUCUUACCUACUCUUUUAACCCACGCAACUGAAACCUUGUUUUUUUCCAUGCACUGCUACACUUUAUUCAGUGGUCUGAAGGUGGCAAAGGCAAGAGGGAGAGAGAUGUGUGUCUGUGUGUAUGUACACCUGUCUGCACAUAUGCACACAUUGGUAUGCAGUGGCUUGGAAGAUGUUACCCGUAUAAAAGCGUUCCCAAGUUAGGUCCCAAAACAGCUUAAGGUUUCUCAGACAACAGUUUUCAAACUUUCCUGGAAGAUUUCAUUUUCUUUCCUUCAUGUUACACCAUAAGGUGUAAUUUUCAAAAAUAUCUGAAAAAAUACAGACGCUGUGAGAACCUUCUUUCUCAGCAGUGCUUGCUUUUAAUAACCAGUCUGUGUUGACAGUUUUAACACAUCUGAUUUGCUGUGAUCUCUCUUCGUAGGGCCCAGUCCUUCAACUUUUAUUCUCAUACAUAAUUCCUCUAAAUUUUGACCCAGUAUUUGGCUUUAUUCUCUCCAAAGCUUGGUGUAAACAUGCCUUAUACUAGUUCGUCUCCAUAAGUGGUAUAACGGAGCUACUGCCUUCUUAGAUGUGUGUAGUUAGAAGUCAAUAAGCACAUUUAUAAAAUGUCAUACUUUCUUCAAAAACCUCUAUCUAAUUUGAUAUUAAGUGCACAUGUUAAGUCAUGUGUAUAACAUGCUAAAGUACAUUAAACUGUGAUCAAGAAACUGAAUAAAAUAUUUAAUAAAAUAUUUGAAAUAUUUGAAAAGGACCGUCAAAUAGAUUUCUUUAUGUUCGUUCUAUUUUGGUUAUCUAGUGUGUGCCUGUAAACAGUUUCCCAUUUAAAACUAAUGAUUGCAAAUAAAUGCUAUUAAAACAGAGCUGCUUUGAUACUUCCCCUGCUUUACUAUUAAGUGAUUGUUUACUUUAACAUAUGGCUGACUUCGUAGUGUUCGCAGAAUUUGUUUUUAGCUAGAGUAUGAAUUAGUUGGCUUUUUUUUUUCACUUAAAAAGAAGCAAGCUCAUUUUCCACCUGAAAAUGGAAGAUGCCAAAAAGCAUAGAUGGAUCCCCAAAACUGUGAGCAGUAGUUUCCAAUCAGAUCAUCCAUCCAAAUUUUGCACAGUGACUAUAAAAACACUGCAUAUUUUGCAAAGAACCCACGCCCAUUUAUUUUUGCUUAAAGACAUCUAUAAUGGGAGCUUUCAUUUUAUUUUUGCAAACUGCUGAGCCUUGGUCAACACUUUUGACGUUGUUGGAAAGAUCCGCAGACCCAUGCAAGUGCCUCAGAAUUCAUUGAAUGUAUAUUGGCAUGAAGCUGGAGGUUGCGGAUAAGGGAGAGGCAGGACUCAAUGUAGUUAAACUGUGGGAAAGCCAUUUGCCCUUUCUCCUAAGUCUUCUAAGCUUUCCAGGUUUCUACAACGUGUUUCUGGAUUUUGUCUUCACACAACUGGAAAGCUCAUUUCUAACCCACACAAGUAUAAAUGAAGACUGAUAAAGAAGCCCCUGCUACGUCUUUGGUCUCUGGACACCAGAAGAACUUCCUCAGAAAUGUCUUCUCUUGUAAAAGUAAAUAGCAAGCGUCAUCCAUAUUUAAACUUAAAGGUCCCCACUACUUUCAAAGCUUUUUUAAACCAGUACUCUGUUCUGCACCUGUAUUUUACCUUCUUUAUUUAGGCUUGAAAAUUAGACUUUGGGAGUUCUUGUCUUUUUCUGGCCUUGAUUACCUGAAGGUUCCUUGAUUGCAAUAUAUUUUUUGUAUCAGGUGAGACCCAGGUACAGAUAGAAGAAACCAGUAGAAAACAGUUGUUUACUUGCAAGCAGAGAUCUUUUUCUGGGUCAAAAGCAGCAGAAGGGAAGCUUUUACUUUUGGUGGGGAGAGGGGGCUGGUUUGGGGUUUUUUUUGGUGGGUUUUUUUUUUUUUUUUUUUUUUUUCAGCUAUGUGCCACUUACUCAGGGAAGAAGAAAUGUACGCAAUCUUGCACUGCCUUUACUGGUUAUGCAUCAGUUAUCUGCAAAGAAAUACCAGGAAUGAAAGAGCUUCACAGCUAAAGGCUAUGUAAUGGUGAUAUUUGGGAAAGGGAGAGAAAAUGCUCUGAUGCAGCAAGUAAAAAGCUGGAAGAAAUCAUACAAAACAUUUUUUUUUCCUCAGUACAGUAUGCUCAGUCAGGGACAUCGAAGUUACUAUUUCGUUUCUUUUUUCUUAGCAAAUUACCUUAAAAUAUAGUCAUCUUCAUUACUCAGACUCCCGUAUUUUUGUGUCUGCUCUCAUUUUGUUCUUCCAACGAAACACCUGCAUAGUGCAGCGCACUCAGUGCAUCUAGACCUGGUUUGUUACCCAGCUCUCACAUCGCUUCUUGCAGCUGCUUGGUAUUACACUGACACUCUCUUAACUGUCAGGUAAGAUGAAUUCCCACUCGUACUUUCAAGACGCAGGAUGGAAAGACAUCCUCCUUCUAAGGUGACGUGCUUCUGCCCGGCAUUACGACAUUCUCCACUGAUUCCAUUUGUUGGGUUCUUUUCAUUACUCAUCACAUUUUUUUUAAGGUGCAGCUAAUCCUGCUCUGAAGCAGACUUUUUAAAAUGAUUGUUUAAAUGUAAAAACAUUAAGCGAGAUGGAGAGGUUACUUGAGCAUACCAUAACCAUGAUGAUAUAGCGCAUGGAGCUGCCAGUUCUUCAGUAGGACACUAGCACUUUGUAACAAAAUACAAGACAACGUUUCUAUAUCUGCUGCAAAGUUCUGUUUUGUUUUGUUUUCAAAAAUAAAACCUAUAAGAUAUAACGCC
Molecule: messenger RNA, 11625 nt
Organism: Numida meleagris (helmeted guineafowl)
Lineage: Eukaryota; Metazoa; Chordata; Aves; Galliformes; Numididae
Gene: BBX
Product: BBX, HMG-box containing
Exons: 16
Coding region: 799-3672 (957 amino acids)
Biological process (GO): regulation of transcription by RNA polymerase II
Cellular component (GO): nucleus
Molecular function (GO): RNA polymerase II transcription regulatory region sequence-specific DNA binding; DNA-binding transcription factor activity, RNA polymerase II-specific
Source: RefSeq, a predicted model, not a curated record